This is a messenger RNA of Mesorhabditis belari, 1596 nucleotides long. NCBI's taxonomy places the organism in Eukaryota, Metazoa, Nematoda, Chromadorea, Rhabditida, Rhabditidae. The record is from the annotation of a GenBank genome assembly.
AUGUCGGGGUGGAACUUGAAUGCGGCCACCUUCGUGCCGAAUGCAAAUGCACGACCGUUUGUGCCCGGACAGCAAUACCAAGCACCGCCAGCUGAGCCUCAACAAGCAUGGGAUGCCGAGCCUGAACCGGCAGAGACCCCAGCCCAAGUACCGGCUCCAGUUGAGACUACGCCAGCAGCACCGCAACCGGCCGUCGUCAGUGAUCCAGUUGAAAAGCCAGCGCCACUUCCGGAAGUAGAAAAAGCUGAGGUUGCUGAUGUUGUUGCACCAUUGAACCGCAAGUUCGAGCGAGCGACGAUUGACCCAAAAUCGCGUAAAGAACACGUCAACCUUGUGUUUAUUGGACACGUCGAUGCAGGAAAAUCUACAAUUGGUGGUCAAAUCAUGUUUCAGACUGGAAUGGUUGACAAGAGGACACUUGAAAAAUAUGAAAGAGAUGCAAAAGAAAAAGGACGAGAAAGCUGGUACCUAUCAUGGUGCAUGGACACUAAUGAAGAGGAAAGAGAUAAAGGAAAGACAGUAGAAUGUGGCCGUGCUUUCUUUGAAACAGAGCGUAAGCACUUCACCAUUUUGGAUGCUCCCGGCCACAAAUCUUUUGUGCCAAACAUGAUCACCGGGGCCACACAAGCUGAUCUAGCUGUUUUGGUAAUUUCUGCUCGUAAAGGAGAAUUCGAAACCGGAUUUGAUCGUGGAGGGCAAACACGAGAGCAUGCUCUCCUUGUUAAAACUGCUGGUGUCAGACACUUGAUCAUCUUAGUAAACAAAAUGGAUGACCCAACAGUGGAAUGGGAUCAAGGAAGGUGGGACGAAAUACAAAGCAAGUUGACUCCCUAUUUAAAGAAGUGUGGAUUCAACCCAAAGACAGAUAUUACCUACAUCCCAGUAUCAGGAUUAACGGGAGAUUUUAUCAAAGAUCGUCCAAGCGAUUCAACCAAAGGUGGCUGGUACGGUGGACCCUGCUUUAUCGAGUACAUCGACCAUCAGAUUGCCUCAAUCAAUCGCGACUUUGAAGGACCUGUUCGUUGUAUAAUUACUGACAAAUACUCGGAAAUGGGAACGAUUGCAUUUGGAAAAAUGGAAUCUGGAGUGAUUGAGAAGAAUCAAACACUAUUGUUGAGUCCUAACAAGACCUUGGUUCAAAUAACGCAGUGUUGGUGUGAUGACGCUGAAGUUGACAAAGUGGCAGCUGGCGACAAUGUAAAGCUAAAACUCAAGGGUGUCGAGGAAAGUGAUCUCCAAUCUGGGUUUAUCCUUUCAUCGCCCGAUGCUCCAGUAAAAGUCGGACGAAUCUUUGAUGCUGAAGUUGUUGUUAUGGACUAUAAAUCAAUCAUUGCCCCUGGAUAUUCUUGUGUGCUCCAUAUCCAAUCUGCCGUCGAAGAGGUCAGCGUGAAGCUCAUCAUUGCUACCAUUGACAAGAAAACAGGCGAAAAGAAACGAGCCAAGUUUGUGAAACAAGAUGACAAAUGCAUAAUCCGCUUCGAAAGCCCUGAGCCGUUCUGCUUAGAGCCGUUUAAGGAAUUGCCGCAAUUAGGACGCUUUACACUUCGCGAUGAAGGAAAAACGCUCGCUAUCGGCAAGGUGCUCAAAGUUGUCGAG